Molecule: messenger RNA, 2726 nt
Organism: Pseudovirgaria hyperparasitica
Lineage: Eukaryota; Fungi; Ascomycota; Dothideomycetes; Acrospermales; Acrospermaceae
Product: elongation factor G, mitochondrial
Exons: 4
Coding region: 56-2437 (793 amino acids)
Biological process (GO): mitochondrial translational elongation
Cellular component (GO): mitochondrion
Molecular function (GO): translation elongation factor activity; GTP binding; GTPase activity
Source: RefSeq, a predicted model, not a curated record
GUUCAAUUGGAUUAUCUCUUCCCAACCAGCCCUACACCUCUCCCACAAUCGAAUUAUGAUCCUGCGUCCGAGUAGUAUCGUCAGGGCACAGGCGACUGCUUUGCGCUCCUUCAGCGUUUGCAGCCGCGUCGCCGGUGCAUCGCGAUACUCCCCUACGAUCUUGUCGGGUGCCACGCGCAGCACAUCCGCCUCAUUACCAUGGCAGCAACCCCGGAGGUAUCAGUCUGGUGCUGCUGCUGCAGUGCUGGAGCAAGCAAAGACAACGCCGGGCACACUGGCUCAGGAGACAAUCAUAGAGAACUUAGAUCCAGUGGAGGCCGAACGGUUGUCUCGCAUCCGAAAUAUCGGUAUUGCAGCGCACAUUGACUCUGGCAAAACGACUGCCACCGAGCGCGUCUUAUUCUAUACCGGCCGCAUAAAGGCUAUACAUGAGGUUCGAGGGCGAGACUCGGUAGGCGCAAAGAUGGACUCUAUGGACCUGGAAAGAGAAAAGGGUAUCACGAUUCAGUCUGCGGCGACAUUCUGUGACUGGGUGAAGAAAGACAAGGAUGGCGUGGACCAGAAAUACCACAUCAACUUGAUCGAUACACCCGGCCACGUAGACUUUACGAUCGAGGUCGAACGAGCAUUAAGAGUCCUGGACGGUGCCGUCAUGAUUCUGUGUGCUGUAUCCGGAGUCCAGAGUCAGACGAUCACAGUGGACAGGCAAAUGAAGCGAUAUAACGUCCCAAGGAUAACAUUCAUCAACAAGAUGGACAGAAUGGGCGCAAACCCGUGGAAGCCAAUCGAGCAGAUUAAUUACAAACUGAAGAUUAAUGCUGCGGCUGUACAGAUACCGAUUGGAAGCGAAGACGGCUUCAUCGGAGUCGUGGACCUAAUUCGGAUGAAGGCAAUCUAUAGCGAGGGCGAGAAGGGUAUAAUCGUGAGAGAAACCGACGAGAUCCCGGCUGAUCUAGUCGAGCUUGCAAAUGAGAAGCGUCAAUUGCUUAUCGAGAAGCUUGCGGAUGCUGACGACGAAAUCGCAGAGCUCUUCCUGAAUGAGGAAGAGCCCACGGAAGACCAGAUCAAGGCGGCCAUUCGUAGGGCUACUAUUAGCCUCAAAUUCUCGCCAGUCUUCAUGGGAAGCGCGCUGGCUGACAAAGCGGUGCAGCCGAUGCUGGACGGAGUCGUCGACUACUUGCCCAAUCCCUCGGAAGUCGAGAAUCUUGCUCUAGACCGCAGAAGAAAGGAAACGUCGGUCAAGCUCGUAUCGUACAACUCGCUACCGUUCGUUGGUUUGGCUUUCAAGCUGGAAGAGAGCAACUUUGGUCAAUUAACAUACAUUCGAGUGUACCAGGGUACGCUUAGAAGAGGGAUGACUGUGUUCAAUGCAAGGUCAGAUAAGAAGGUCAAGAUUCCUAGAAUAGUGCGUAUGCACUCGAAUGAGAUGGAAGAUGUACAGGAAAUUGGAGCCGGAGAGAUUUGCGCUGUGUUUGGCGUGGAAUGCGCAUCAGGAGAUACUUUCACGGAUGGUAAGCUUGAAUAUACAAUGACGUCCAUGUUCGUACCGGAAGCGGUCAUCUCUCUGUCCAUUGCGCCCAAGACGUCGGCAUCUUAUAACAACUUCCAAAAAGCCAUGUCCCGAUUCCAGCGUGAAGAUCCCACAUUCCGUGUCACUCUAGACCCCGAGUCUCAGGAGACCAUCAUUUCUGGUAUGGGCGAGCUGCACUUGGAAAUUUAUAUUGAACGUAUGAAACGUGAAUACAAAGUCGACGUAGUCACUGGACAACCCCGCGUUGCCUACCGCGAGACCAUUGAAGGCAGCACUGACUUCGAUCACCUACUCAAGAAACAGACGGGUGGUCCAGGUGACUUUGCUCGUGUUAUGGGCCACUUGGAACCAACCGGUGACAUUACGACGAACAAGUUCAAGCAUACAGUCACCGGCGGAACCGUGCCCGAGAAAUACCUCACGUCCUGCGAGAAGGGCUUCUACGCGAUAUGUGAGAAGGGCCCACUGAUCGGGCACAAGGUCCUGGGCGCCAGCAUGCACAUCACCGACGGCGUAACCCACAUGACAGACUCGUCCGACUACUCCUUCUACCAAGCAACGCAGCAAGCCUUCCGCAAGGCGGUCAAGGAGUGCUCGCCCCAGAUCCUCGAGCCCGUCAUGAAGACCACCAUCACCGCGCCCAACGAGUUCCAGGGUAACAUCCUGACCCUGCUCAACAAGCGCAACGGCACCAUCAGCGACACGGAGAUUGGCACGGAUGAUUUUGUGCUGCAGGCCGAUUGCAGUCUGAAUAGCAUGUUUGGCUUCAGCUCGCAGCUGCGUGCCGCGACGCAGGGCAAGGGCGAGUUUAGCAUGGAGUUUAGCCAUUAUGCGCCUGCGCCGGUGCAGCUGCAGAGGGAGUUGAUUGCGAAGUAUCAGAAGGAGCAGGCGGAUCGGCAUAAGUGAGGUGUGUGUGUGGAUGUAUAUUUGAAAAGAAGAGAUGAGAUUGGUGACGCCGUCGCAUGCGGUUGAGCCGGUGGGUAUCUAGAGAUGUGCUCUGCUGUAUUGUAUGUCUGUAUGAUAUGUGAAGGUUUGUCAAGACUGCAUUUAGAGGGAAAGGGGGUUUGGGGCCAAAAGGGGGGUUCAUUGCGGUCGUCAUGAUAUGCCGCCCCGGGUCUUCACAUAGACGGAUGGUCUCAUCACUACUACACUACUACUACUGUAUUAUAAUGUACAAAUCCUGCGGAAAACGCCC